This is a messenger RNA of Populus euphratica (Euphrates poplar), 1426 nucleotides long. RefSeq names its product E3 ubiquitin-protein ligase CIP8-like. Gene Ontology annotation, molecular function: ubiquitin protein ligase activity. The record is from RefSeq and is a predicted model, not a curated record. Gene Ontology annotation, biological process: protein ubiquitination. The coding region runs from base 120 to 1211 and encodes 363 amino acids. Gene Ontology annotation, cellular component: cytoplasm. The transcript is spliced from 2 exons. Lineage: Eukaryota; Viridiplantae; Streptophyta; Magnoliopsida; Malpighiales; Salicaceae.
UAACUCAGGCAAGACUACCACCAUUACAAUACAACACAAGUCAGCACCAUCGGGAAAUUGCCUCUUUCGAAUGAACAGGAAGAAAAUAGUUUUGUUUCACUUUCCAAUCAAUUAAGUAAAUGGCAAGUAUCUCCUUCCGCCACCGCGACGCCGACACCAACACCAACACCAACACCAACGCCGACGGCCAAACCUCAACCGUAGACCCUUAUUUUCCAAUCUUAUUUUCCUCUCUCCACGACGACCCCUUCCUUCCUCUACCUGAGCUUACCACCCAUUUCAACAUCCACUCUCUGGCACACCAAGAAGACGACACCGUUUCAGAUCCUGAAUCCGUUAUCCUCAACGGUCCCGAUCUCUUAGACCGCGAGAACCAGGCUGAGUCUACUGUGAGUAUUCAUGCUAAUGCAAUCCGGGUUGUUGGAUUCGGUUCUGAUUCGGAUUCUGAGGAUAAUCAAAAUUCUUUAACUAUUGAUUUUAAUUCUGGGGAUGAUUAUGGUUUGGAUGUGAGUAUAGAGAAUGAAAGUUUUGGUGAUGGUGUUGACUAUGAUGACGCUAGGGUUACAAUUCCGCUUUGUUGGGACUCACUUCAAUUGGAGGAUCAUAGGGAAAACAAUGAGGAUUUUGAGUGGGAGGAAGUGGAUGGUCGUCUUGAUGAGAGGGAGGUUCUAAGUAUGUUUAUUGAUGAAGAUGAGGCAUCUGUUUCACUUUCCAUUUCACCUCUGAUUGCUCCUGAGGAUUUGGUCAGUGUAGAGAGAGUAGGAGGAUUGGAUCAUUUGGAGUGGCAGGUUUUAUUGAAUGCUAACAACUUGGACCACGACCAUAAUUCUGAGCCUUAUUCUGGCAGUCAUGAUGAUUAUAUUUAUACAGCAGAGAGUGAGAUGUUAUUUGGGCAAUUUACAGAGAAUGAGAACGCGAUGAUGGGUCAGCCUCCUGCAACAAAGUCUGUUGUUGAGAAACUUCCAUCAGUGGUUUUCACAAAAGAGGAUGUGGAGAGUAAUAAUGCACUUUGCGCAGUUUGCAAGGAUGAUAUAAAUGUGGGGGAGAGAGUGAAGCAGUUGCCUUGCUUGCACCGGUAUCAUGGUGAAUGCAUUGUGCCAUGGCUGGGGAUUAGGAAUACUUGUCCUGUUUGUCGGUAUGAGUUGCCAACAGAUGAUGCAGAUUAUGAACAGAGAAAGAUGGCUGAAACUUCUGCUGACCAUCAUCUUUGAUGUGUACUUUGUAUGCUUUUGGAUGAUUUUGAAUUUUCUUAUACUCUGUAGGGUUUUGAAGAAUGUAGAUAUUGUUGCUGCUAUGAGUUGUUUCUUUCUGUGAGGAUAAUGGUAUUACUAAUGGAUUUUUGCUGAGUGCAUUAGGUUGUUUUUAUUAUUGCAUUGUAAUGUUUGAAAUUUCCUUUUUUUCUUUAUGUAAAUGCUGUUCAAUGAUU